AUGGCUACAGGAAGAAAAGUUUCCCUUUGUAUUUGUUUGCUGCUGAUGGUAAAAUUUCAAGACGACAAAGCGCGCGCAGAGCCCACCAGGCAACAAGGUAAAUAAGCGCUAGAAAUUUUGUUGGGUAACAAUGGUUAAGAAGCAUGAUAUGGCAAAAAAAAAAACAAACAAACAAACAUUAAAACAGUUUUAAAAUGUAAACUGCAACAAACAAAAAAGACUUGGAAAAUUUGUGAUUUAUAGCAGUCGGUUAUGACCUGGUUAUGGUCCUUACGUCGCUUGGUUUAAAAAUAAGAUAAAAUGUAAACAAGAUUUCUAAAUUCCAGCAUACAUUAUGACAAUGUUACGGGCGAACCACAGAUAAAAACGUUCAACCAUUCUUUCCCAAAGUCUCUAAGUUGGGGUGUGUUGUUGCUGAUGUUUUUCUUUCUAAAGCACGCGAGAAAUUUCUAGUAUUUGCAUGCAGUGAUAUAGUUCUGAUCGAGCAUCGAUGUCUCCAAAUGUUGAGACACUCAUGGAUAUUGAUUGCCCACAGCUUCUGGGUGGGUGGUGAAAUUAUUAAGUCGUUUGUUUUCCGGUUCCGGAGAUACACUCUGCCUUUUUGUCUUUAUUGUUUUAUAUUUUCUAUGUAAACCUGGUCUACAGCUGCUUCCAAAAUCAUAAUGUAGAUGCUAUUAAAGCCGUUUUUUGUUGGCAAGUGUGUAUGGAAAUAGAGUUCAUAAAACAGCAAGAAAAGGAGAUUGAAUUUUGUUAAAAUUUCAUGACAACUGAAAAGUUUGAAAGUCUCUGCUAUAUUCAAACAUCUUUUUCGCCUAGUGAUUUGAUCACUGUAAAGCUGAUUAUUGAAAAUGCGAUUCAGUAUUGUGGGUCGCCUUCGUUUAAGCAGGUGGGCAUUUAAUUAUCGUUUGUUCAUUUGCUUUGGAUAGCCAAGAUGCCAGAAGAACAAAACGUUUUACUUCAGUUGUUGUUUCCCGUGAUUGGUUUCAAGUUACUUGCCCUCUGGCUAAAAUAAAAACUUGACGAAAAUGUUCUACAACUUAAGAUAAAGCAGACGUAAAAUGUCACGGCGGUUUAGUUGAUUACAAAGGAACUGUUCUUUAAGGCCCCUUGACAGCAACUUUCAAGUCACGAGAACUCGUAUGACUCAUUCCUUCAGAUCCCGGUGAAUCUUAGUGAAAGAAACAAACCCGCCACUGAAUUCAUUGUGAUUGGCAGAGUUUAAACUAGAAGCAUUUCUUUGUAUGUAUGGUGAGCUGAACGGUCGGCAGUAUUUAGUAAUUUUUCAGUGUCAGAAUGAAUGUAUCUUUUUACAGGACGGACCGUCCGUGUUAGGGUCUUUAUUCGGUGUAAUUAGUUUUACAUCUCUUACAAUUAGCUGCUUAUCAUUUCACGCAACUGUGACACGAAACUCAAUUUAGUGAAGUACACGGACGAGCUUCUUUUCUUUGUAAGACAAAAGUGUGGAAUUAUCAACCAGUUGUCUCGUAGAAAGAUUUCUAGCACUAGACCUUUUUUUGAUAGAUCGAAUCGCCGUCUGAGGGAACUGAGGAGUAGCGCUCAAAAAGUCAGCUUUUCACGAUCCAAACUCUUACGCUUUAUCUGUAACUGCAAACUCUUAUAUUUCACUCCCCAACUGACUAAGCGCCACAGUGAAAUAAAACCCUUUCAAUCUCGUUUUCUUUGAUUCUAGUAUUACUUUUCAGAAAUAUCCGAGUAACAUCGGGUACAGUAAUGAACGAUAUUAGUAUAAUAACGUAAACCGGACAGAAACAUUAAAAAACUUUCUUGACAGAAUGUGCAUUAUCAGGGGUAACUGUAAUGCGGAUGUCUGUUUUGGAUACACAACUGCACUCAAAAGGAAUGCACAAAACUAAGUGAGCAUUUGAAUGGGUACAGUCUAGGAUUGUGGAUAUCGAGACCGUUUGACACCCCUCCUCUCAGCUUUGAGUGUGGUUGUAACCCUUUCGAAAGUUUAAACUUUGUCCCAAAAUCGUCUCAACAGUUCUUUCGUCCUACUCGAAGUGGUGAAGUUGUUUGUCGUGUUAAAAUUUAUUGUAUAAAUGACCUGAAUCCGCGAAAUUAAUCGCCUUGUAUCUACGUAAGUCAUCUACGUCACUCUUGUUAAUAAUUUAUUGUGGAAAUGUUAUCACCGUUUUACAGGGCUUGAUUUCGGGUUUUAGUACGAAUUAAUCAAGAUUGCAUUUUAUGUGAUCUGGUUCAUUGUCUUGAGUGUUGAAUAGAACUACAACAGCUCGCCCCAAGCCGAUUAAUCAUCCUCCGAUUAGCAGUUAAUCCACGAUUAAAUUUCUUAUUCCCCGGAUAACUAGUCGUGGGUUAAUAAGUUGUUCCUAAAAGCGAAAUUAUUCCGCGAUUAACUAAUCCCAGAUAGGUGCUUUAAAAAACCCCCCUGUUUAACGAGUUUUUCGACCACCUGCUUCUAUAAAAAUAUGGCGCGAAAAAUUCUGCCGGCACAAUUUAUCCAAUCCUAGGCCGGUGAGGUGGUGAAGAAAACAACGCUACGAGAACUUGUAGAGUUGGCAACAGAGUCGUCUGCCUUUGGAGAUCGUCUUUUAGGAUUUAUACUAAAUAUGUGAUUGACUCCCGGCCAAACCUAUAUCUGCUGCGAAGUUGUUCGUCUGUUAGUUGGUCGAGGUCAAUUUCUCGCUGUUGGAACUUUCUUCCGCGUAUUUGUGGGUCAAUUAAAAGGAACAAUAAGUCCGCUAUUUUGUUUGUUUUAACAAACUCUAGGUGGGUUAAAUUUAACAUGCAGUUUAUUCCGCCAUUUUGUUUGUUUUGACAAACUCUAGGUGGGUUAAAUUUAACUUGCAGUUUAUUCCUAGAUUUGUACUUAAUCGUACUUUUAGGAACAGAAUCUAAUCGUGGGAUAAAAUUUAUGUCGCGAUUAGCGAUAUUUAAUUCUGGAUUAGCGAUAAUCGGCUUUCCAGGAACCGGGGCCUAUAAUACUCUAACUUUGCUUUGUUCACUAUAGCUAAACGCAAUGCUAAUACUCGAAGUAUGUAUUUCAGGGUCUGGACAAUCACUGAACUGUACAGCAACUGCCUUUUCACCAACAGCCGUGUUAUUAACGUGGAACUCAGGGAAUAUCCAAGAAAUUGAAAACACAGAAAAUUUCACGGUAAGAGAGUCUGGACAUUGUGUGUUUGGGUACAUUAUCAAGAGCUAAGUACUUGAUGCAUGCAAACCUUAUUCUUAACCUAUACGAGAGUGUAUCCUUACACCGAUUUACUGACGUGUAUCUAGUGGAACUGCGAGGUUUAGCGUAAGUGUGCAUUGGUUAUUAUUUUUAGACUAAACCAGAAAAAGAACUAUGGACUAGGCGUUCUUUUUCCUGUUGAAAAGUCAUUUCACGUAUUCAAUUUAGCUUGUAUGCUUAGAGAUCACUUCAGUAACCUGUGUGGGAGGAUCAAUCAAAAUGUAAACAAAGAACGGUUGGUACUGGUUUUACCCUAUUGAGGGGGGGAGGGGGGAGGGGCGGAGGGUUCAAUAUCCUGGGUCAGAGCAUAAUUAGGGCCGAGUAAUUAGGGCCAUAAUUAAGGCAGAGUUAGUUAUGAUCUCAAUGUAAAAUAGAUAUAGCUGAACGCUCCAGGAAAUGGGCUUCUACCUUCGGCUUGCCAUGUACAUGGAUAGUAAAUUAACUGUGUACAGCCGCCCCUUCCCUCAGAAAAAAUACCCGUCUCCUAUUUUUUCUAAUAGUAAUUAAUGCACAUAAAGGACAACACAUUCUGUAUCAGUUUUCUUGAUGCCCAUUGAAUACUUAUGUCUUUUAUGAUAUAUGAUUUGCUGCUUUUCUGAAAGCUUCGUGAUUUCUAUGCUACAAUCGGCUUUUGUUGCAGUGUGUGCAUUAUUGUGCUUGUCUAAAUAAUACUGGUAAUAGCAAUUGGUGCUCAAUUUUAUCACAGAUAAUUUAAGUCAUCAUCAUCAUCAUCAUUGAUAAUAUUGAAAUAUUGAUAACAAUCAGGUGCACGUUUCUUUUCACAGAUAUACUAUAGGCCUCUGUAUUUGUUGGAUGAUUUCAGUGUUCUUCAAGCUGGGAAACAAUUGCAUUAUUUGGUAGAAAAUUUGGACGUUAGGACAUACUAUAUGUUCAGGGUCGGCACAAAUGAUAGUUCAGGAAACUAUCAUUUCUGUGAAGUCUCGGUGAAGACAUUGAGAGAUGGUGAGUGCUGUUUACUUAUUUUACUGAAUAGUUUGUAGAAUCAGUGAGGUACAAAUAUUAUUAAAACACUCCCGCUCGUCUUUGAAACUUUGCUUUUCGAACUGGUCCUCAUGAGAUGGACGUCUUUUACCACUUAUGUUUCCUUGUGAAGAACUUUAAAUGUGUUUGGUCUCUUUAUGAUUAACACCAAUGCCGGCGAGGUUACCUGCGGAUGGAAUGACGGAGACAUGUCGGGUUGAUCCUCACGGUGAAUCUGAUCACUGGUGCAAAUAAUGAAAUGCUGGAAACAGGCCGAUGACCAUUUACAAGCUAAAUGAACUAACUAGUCCCAAAGGAAAAGCCCAAAAUCCAGGUUAAGCUUUGCCGGAAUUUUUUAAAGAUGAGAGACCUCUUAUAACUUUGCCAGGAUUAUUAGACCCACAACUCAAACGAAAGGCGACUUUUCUUUGACUCUUGGUGAAAUAAUACCUUGAAUCUUCGGUUACUAGGUUAAAUCUUGCCUCAUGUGUACAACAAAGAUCUUGUGCAAACUUUUCCUCCUUUUGGUCUUUCUGACCAUUUGGUUGUAUCACUCGAGCCUAAGCCAAGGAGCACGACACUGGUAGUCGUCGUUCUUUCACCCGCAGGGAUACUCGCGCCAGUCGUAAAUGCGAACUUGGCAGGUAUUUCGGCUCCAUUGACUGGUCUAUUCUAGACUCUGUGCAAGAUUGCGAAAGCAAGCUGCAGCUUUUUCAAGAUCUCGUCAAGAUUGGCUUCGAUACCAUCAUGCCUUUAAAGACCGUCAAGCUUCACGUGAAUGACCCUCCCUGGGUGACAGCUGAAUUUAAGGCUCUUAUCAAAGCGCGUCAAAAAGCCUUUGCGCAAGGCGAUACUGAGGGUUAUAGACAUCUUCGGAACAUUACCUAUCGUGAGUGAAAGGUGUGUCGCGGAAAGUUCUACGCAUCGAAAGUCGCUAACCUCAAGACAACCAAGCCUAUCCAGUGGUGGAGAGAAGUUAAAAUGAUUGCUGGGAUGACUCCGGCUACUGGUGGGGAAGACAUUCGUUCGCAUUUACACCUUGACGAGGUCGCGGCGCACUCUAAUCAGGACACCCCCACCUGCGGACGACUCUGAGCUUCUAAUAGUUAGCCCCUCGGAGGUAUGUAAUGCUCCUUUGGGGCUAAAUCCGAGGAAGGCCGAGGGACCAGAUGGCAUUAACAACUGGCUUCUUCGGGACUAUGCUGACUUCUUAACUUCUCCGGUCUGCGACAUUCUGAAUGCAUCUUUCGCCGAGCAGAGACUCCCAAGGUCCUGGAAGGAUGCCGAUGUCACACCUCUGAUCAAAGUUAAGCCGGUGACUACCAUCGCCAAGCAUAUUCGACCUAUCUCCCUGACACCGGCUUUGUCCAAGUUAGCUGAGGACUUUGUGGUUAGCAAAUAUAUUGGUUCCGCAGUCUUGGAGACGAUUAAUUCUAACCAAUUUGGAGCUAUCCCCAAUUCCUCGACCCUACAUGCCCUCAUUUCAAUGAUGCAUACGUGGGCGCAAGCAACGGAUGGGACUAGCUCAGCGGUGCGCUUGGUGUGCUUGGAUUACAGAAAGGCAUUCGACCUGAUAGAUCAUGGUAUCCUAGCUGCCAAAAUCCUGGGUUUGCGCAUUCCUCGCGGAAUUGCCCGUUGGGUUUGCGACUUCCUCAUGGAUAGGCGCCAGCGAGUGAAGCUAUCUGGCGAUUGCUUCUCCGAAUGGGGCACCGUUCCAUCAGGCGUGCCCCAGGGCACAAAACUUGGCGCUUGGCUUUUCAUUUUGAUGAUCAAUGAUCUCCACCCUUUGGGAUCUGACGUAUGGAAAUACGUGGAUGACACCACGCUCGCUGAGGUGGUUCCAAGAGGAGGUGAAAGUGGAAUGCAGGUCGCUGUCGCUGUUGAGCAGUGGCCUACAAUCAACAAGCUCCAGCUGAAUGCGGAUAAAUGCAAGGAACUCGUUAUUGACUUUAAGAAGGUUAAACAUCAUUUUGACCCAGUUAUCGUGAACUCUCAAGAACUCGAACGCGUAGAUAGUGUUAAAUUGCUAGGAGUUACCAUAACCAACACUCUCCAAUGGAAUUGUCACGUCUUAAAUGUAAUCCAAAAGGCCAACAAAAGAAUAUACUUUAUUAUAUUACUUAAGCGCGCAAAUGUUCCAGCACACGAUAUCACUUGUUUCUAUCUUACUUGCAUAAGGCCAGUUCUAGAAUAUUGUGCCCCCCUGUACCAUCACGCACUGCUUGACUACUUAAGUAAGGAUUUUGAACGUAUUCAAAAACGUGCACUAUCCAUUAUUUCGCCAGGCCUUUCUUACGAUGACAGCCUGUCAAUGUUCAACAUGGCAUCUUUAGAGGACAGAAGCAUAGAUCAAUGUGAAAAACUGUUUGAUUCUAUUGUAUCUCAUCCAGAUCAUAAGUUGCAUCAUUUUCUCCCUCCCAAGAACUAUUGUCAUUAUAACCUCAGAAGACAACGCCACUUUACAAAUCCAGUCAUGCGUACCAAGCGUUUUUCUAGCACAUUUCUGCCAUUUAUGUGCAGGCGUUAGCAGUUUUUGUAUAAAGUUGGAAUUCUAAAGUAUAAUUUUGUAGAUUUUUUGUUACAUUUUCAUGUUUUAAGUUUUGUAUCAAUUGUAUUUGUAAAUUCAUGCAAUUCAGCCUUGGUGGGCUGCCAUAUGAUUGAAUUAAAGCUAUCUAUCUAUCAUCCUGCAAAUCCUUUUUUUCAGCUAGUUUAUCAGUUCCUCUCCGUAUUAUUAAAAGUAGCAAAGGACUUCAUGCAAAAUGGAAAGCAGUAACUUUGCCACAGGAUUCCCAGGCAAUUUACCGCUUGUUCGUGGAGUGGAGAAACAAGGGAAAACCUCAUGUCAGGCUACUUUACGAAGGAAAUCAAACAUCGUCAAAUCUUCAAGACAAAUUACCUAUUCCUAGCCGCAUGUAUGUUAGCAUCGUCGUGAAGCAGGCUGAUUCCACCACUAACUUCGAACAUCAGGCGGGGAGUAUUAUCACAUAUCCCACUAAACAGGCUUUGAUUCCAGCAACUCUGCCAUUGAAACCAAACAAUCCAGGUAUCGUGGACGUUAUUUUAAAGGUUUCUACAGUCAUUUUAUAAACAUGAUGUCGUUUCUUUUUCAGGGGGUACAAUCCAAAUAACGGCAAGGCAGUCGACAAUAUACUUGUAUCAUUAUAAUUGCUUGAUGACUGCUAGUUAGCAAUUAUUGGGUGAGGCCACUCUGGGGUGAGGCUGAGUGAUAUGAAAUAUUAUGCAUACCACCCUCCUCGUUUUGCAUAAUUCUUCUUUUCAUAAUCAGCCUCAUCCAGUAAUUCCUAGUUAUUAACACAAUCAUAAAAUCCCCUUUCAUUUAUUUAUUCAUUUAUUUAUUUAUUUAUUUAUUUACUAAUGACAACUCCAUCGAGAGAACACACAAUGUUUUCAUACUAUGAUAAGAUUUUAACAAAUAAGAACUAAUGCUUUACCCCUAGGAUUUAAAUAUCACAACCGGCAUAAAACCUGAGAAAUUGAAAUGUACAGACUACAGUUUGCCGAACAAAAUACUGAUCUAUCCAAAUACACUUGUCUUCUUCAUCAGCCAUUGAAAAAAACAAGACUCUUCUGCUUAACCUUACAAUCGAUGCUUACGGCUGGAAUUUUGUCAAGAUCACUUGGAAUGCCAUAACAGUGGAAGGAACCUUUGUUACUUACAAAAUAAGCUGUAGAUCAACAGAAAAGCUACUCGAGGUAGUAACCUCAAAUACCUCCGCAUUCUUCUCCAACCUUCGUCAACUAACAAGAUAUCAGAUCUCUUUGGAGGCUCAAGGACAUAAUGAAACAUUAUCAUACUUCUCGGCUGAGGCUUAUUUGACUACUUUUGGUGAGAUUUGGUAGUGAUAUUAAAUCAGCAUAAGAAAACUGGAUCAAGAAAACUUAAGUUGCCAAAAAGUGGGGUUUUAAUGAAGCCCUUGUAUGCCGCUCGAGAUUAAACAGGCGCAAUUGUGUUAUUUUCUGUGGUGAUCAUCCCAUCAAAGAAUGCAAGUCUUAGUGUGUAUUAGCUGAACUUUCAGUUGAGAAAUAUUCCUUACAUUCAGAUAAAACAAAUCGAAUGGCCGCGUUCAGUUUCUGUAUUGUUGUAAACAUCCUUAUCAUCAGGAUUUUCUUUAACAAUUUUCUGAAAACAAUAAGUUGCACUCUUAUACUACUACAAUUUACCAUGAUGCCUUCUGUGUACUCUAUUGUCGAUCAAACAAGAAGUUUUCCGUUUUUUCCCAAGGACGCAUUUUUUCUUCCCCUGAAUACCACUUGCCCCGGGUAGAAGGGUCACUCGCCUACCCGCGUCGAGCUCCCCUGACCGGGCGAGACAACUUUUCCUACAUUUCCUUACAAAACUCGUGCGAACCGUUUCACUUGAGAUGCCAAAAGUUGGCUUGGCUGGAAGGGUCACCCUCCUAACCGGGAGAAUUUUUCUUAAGGUAAACACCCAAAUCAACUCCGUAAAGGCAAACAAUUUGAGCAUGCGCUCUGAAAACUGACCUUUUCUUAUGUUCACGUACUCCACAAAACUUGAGAUCAGGAAGUUCCACAUCGUAUAGUCAAGCAAAGGCAGCAGAGAAAUGCACCAAAAAGCGUGAUGCGCGUCCAAAGCUGUUGUUUUGCUAACCUAAAACUACUGCUUUUUACCGUUCGUCGCUGUUUAGGUUCCGUCCUACCAUAACGGCGGUGACAACAAAGUGCAAUCGGUUUAGUCAGCAAAACAACAACUCUGCAAGUGCAUCACGCUUUUUUAGUAAAUUCUUUUGCUGUCCCUGGCAUGACUACGGCUUGAAUUUAUCGAAUUUUAAAUUUACUCGUCAAUACGAAAGGGAAAGCAAUAUAUUUUACUAACUCUGUUUCAGAUAUAUGAAUUAACGAAAUUACCCUGAGUGGAGGGAUAUAAUUUUUUUUCUCCACUCUUGUUCUCACAGACAGAAAUGAGUGUGCUGACGUGCCUAGUCCUUGUCUUGCCGCCGACCACUCUGAGUGUGUUAAUACAAGGGGAAGUUAUUUUUGUCGCUGUUCAUCAGGCUGGAUUGGUGAUGGGAAAACGUGCAAAGGUUUGUUGGAACAGACAUCUUUUUUCCGUUGAGCAGAAUGACGGUUAAAAAAAAUCCUCUGUUUAUAUGAGUAUUACAUGAUGAAUGAGUUUCGUAACGGGUAAUGUUCAUCUUCCCUGAGAAAUAAGCACCGGCCCUAUUUUUUGGACGUAUACAAAACAUGGACCCCGGUCCAUGGACCACUUCUGUGGACCUAAUCCAUGGACCUCUCCUUGGACCCCGUCCAUGGACUACCCCUGUUGACCAUCCCUAAUUCUUGAAGAUGAAUUUUACCAGAGUUCUAAACGAAUUUUAAGAAACUUAAAUGGACAAAACUUCGUCAAUUUAUAUUGAUAAGAUUAAAGAUUAAAUUGUACACUUGCUCAAUUUUUUUCCGAAUUCCAUACAUGGGUUCGGUUUAGUCUGGAAGGAGAAACUAUUUGAAGGGGACAUGAUCAGAGAUAGGGGGGAAGUAUUCACUAAAUAACGCAGCUUUUUGUGUCAAGUUGCAUGAAGAUCGACUCGAAAAUGACCCUUCGUGAGACUAGAAAGGAAGAGGUAAUGUAUUAUGAUUGAGUACCCACCCCAGACUUCCCUUCCCUUGAUAGCCCUUGGAUGAAUGUUUAUUGGUUGGUAAACUUAUUGAAUCCUGUUCACUAAUCAAACACGACAUAACCUGCAUAGUAUUAUCAAACAAUGCGGUUGGGCAGACGUCUUACAGCUUAUUUCAUGUAAAUUCCCAUUCAUUCAGGUCGAUAAUUUUGUUGUUACAAACUCAUAGACAUUGAGCUUCCUCCGUAGUCUCAUACGCAGGCGUUUUUGUUUCGAUUUUCACGCAACGCGAAGACAGAAAACAGAGCUGCGUAGGAGACUACUUCCUCCAUACCAUCCUCCUGUUCCCUUCAAUUAUGGUUACUCCUUCACGAGACUAAAACGAACCCAUUACAUUGGUAUGGAACUGCAAAAAAAAAUAUUGAGCAAGGGUAAAAUGUGAGUAGCCCAUAACCCUGAUAAUUAAUCUGACCACAGUUUCGUUCAUUUGAGAUUCCUAACCUCUGGUAAAAUUCAUCUUCAAAAAAUAGGGGGGUCUACAGCGGUAGACAAUGGACCGGGUUCACGAAGGGUUUGAUCCAUGGACCUUGGGUCUAUGUAUUAUAUACGUCCCAUAUGUCUAGUCAUAUUUGGUGGUAAAUACUGAGGACGGUGCUGAACUUCUGGCCAAGAGACGUAAGAAAGGAUGUUAGAUUGAGGGGACACUCCCAGAAGGAAGUCACUUAGGCUAGUCCUGUUUGAUGAGGUCACUCGCUAAAAAGAAGGGUCUGCUUUCUUUUGAUUGAAGCCAAUCAUGCCUAUCUGACAAAAUCGGGCUGGAAAAGACUGUGGGCCAACCGUUGAAAAAGACUGCUUUCUCUUGCCUUUGUGCAAGCAUGCGGUUAUUUUAUAAAAAUAGAAAGUUCAGUUUAUAGAAAGUUAAGGGUUUUUGCAUAAGAAAAAAGUCGAUCUUUCGAACGGAAACUGAGCACACUGUUUGUGAGAUACACUUUACUUUCAUGGCAAAGCCUGUUAGGAUUGGUCAAUUACAAUUAAUGUGCGUUGACGAGUAUUGCUGGUUUGCACGUGACGUCAUGGAAGCCAUGUCGGUGGUCAAGAACCCAAAUAUUUCUAUCCUCUGAAAACUAAACUCCAUUUUCAUGUAAAUUUUUGAAAAUAGGUAAUUUUUAUUGUAUUGACCACCAACAUGACCGCCAUGUCACGUGGAUGCUAACCGAGAAUAUGAGAACCUAUACGUCAAUAACCUGAGAUCAGGCGUUUUUUUUUUGCUUGUUUUUGUUUCUUUGGCUCGAGACAGGAAAAAAAUAACGCCUGAUACAUUCAUUUAACGAGCCGUUAACCACCCCCUAAUUUACAUAAUCUAACGUCUCCUUGACCUGUCAUGUUAUUAGCCAAUAAGCGUUUUCCAUACUGGAAUCAAAUUUUGGCGCGAAUAAUGUCUCUUUUAAAAUCAAUUUUAGGGAAAAGAAAAUUUUUAAGUACGUCCAUGUUCAGAUGGCGCUUCCUAAAAAGAAUUUUAAAUGUGUUCAAAUACUGCUAGCUGGAGCUGCCAUACCUUUAUUUAAGAGCUACAAAUAAUGAAGAAUUUACUGGUUAAAGCUCGUUGACUUCGUUCUGUGCCGAAAGCAGUGAAAAGAAAAUUAGGCUGAAGCACCAUAUUUUACUAACUGAAAGGUGUUGUGAAAGCGAAGAUCGCUCAGAAUAAUUCGCAGGUUUCUGAAGGAGGAAUUACAGUCAAACCAGGUCAAGAUUCCAUUCAUGAAUUGAUUAUUUGAAAAGCUAACCCGUUUGUCGCUUCUGUAACUUGUAGCCGGUAUCAAAUUGCAUUCAAAUGAUCGGUGAAUUUUUGACUGCAACUUUUUCGUAUACGAUGAGAUGGAAAAUAUUUCAAUGGGUGAAAUUUCUAUUUAGGCAUUCUUCAAAUUCAAGAAAACUCAGCCGGCAGAAAUUUUAUAACGAACUCGCGUGUGUAUUCACUGCUCAUGACGCAAGCAAAAAUGCAGACUGAAAUCAACAACAACUAACGGAUGGCGGCAUUUUGGCCAAUUGGAACGGCGCAAAUCAUCCGUAUUGUUUCCUAUCCAAUCAGAAAAAAGUCCAGAUUCUGGCUUUUUUACAUGUGAUCCGACAAAGAAAUGUAUCAUGCCCUCUUCCCGUGAGAGACUUAAAGGGAUAAUAGGGAGAGGGCAUGAUCUCAGGCUAAUACGUCAAGAACGAUGUAUCCAAACAACAUUUUCAAUCAAGGGCAUCAUUGCAUGGUUGAAGGACUAAUAUUGAUUUUUUUAUUUUUCAACACAAAAAAAUACGUCAUUUCUGCCUUUAUUGGUGCUAUUGAGCACAUCUCUUUCUCACUUAUUCAUAUCACGCUAAUUCUUCUUUGGUUGCAGAAAUAUCAGACAAUAAAGGAAAGAUAUCAUACUGUGAAAAACGUAGUUACGCAAAUGUCACAUGGCCUACAACACUACCAAGUCAAACGGCUUUAGCACCAUGCCCCACCAAUUCAAGAGGUACCUGUUCAAGUUUUAUUUCCUCAGUUGAUAAACCAUUUUUUAACAUUCAUCAGGAACAUCAUUCGCAAGUCAAAACAAAUUUGUGAUAUCACUGAACAACGUAGAGUUAGUUUAAACUCGCCAAAUGCAUAUCUAUCACUUAUACCACGGAGUUUACACGUAGAAAAUCUCUUUUUAUUUGUCAUAAGGUACUGCCAAGAGAGCAUGCGUGAGAGCUACAGAUGAUAACGCCAAGUGGGGAGUUCCUGAUCUCAGUGAAUGUGUCUCUGACAAAAUGGCAGAACUUACUCAACAGGUAAAACAACAACAACAACAACAGCAUUUUUUUAAACAACAACAUAACUUUGAUUGUAAGAAUUAACUUAUUAAUAAUUAAUUACAAAAGCUAAUCCAGGCGGGACAGACGAAAAACUGAGGGUAGGGGUUUAACUGUUUUGAAUAAAUUCUGAAUUAAUAAUAUUAUAUAAAGACAUAAAAAAGGAAACGAUAACGAUUUGAUGAUAGCUAGGUGUUUCUAUAUAGUCAUUUUCUUUUACUAAAAUAAUAUCUAGGAGAAGUCGGCGAAUUUCUCUUUUAAAUUCCUUCUUGGGUACAUUUCCCAAGCUACACGGUGUAUCAUUCCACAGUUUUCCGCCAAAUCUGGAAAGAGAACGCUUAUGUAUCUCUAACCUAGUGCUUUGCACGUAAAAUUUCCCGGUAUUGGAUGACCGCGUGCUAUACGUAUGUAUGCUGGACAUUUUUUGAAUUAAUUUCAAGAUAUUUAGAGGAGCGUUAAUAUUAUUGAUAUCAUGCAUUAAGCUGGAAACAUACUCAUAAUAAAGAAACAACAGAGGCAAAAUAUUCGCAAUGAUUAAAAAGCGAAUUGCAUGAUCUCGUCCAUCAGCAAAAUAUAUCAUACGAAGGGCUCUUUUUUAAAGAAUUAAAAGUUUAUUAAGAUGCAUUAUCAGAGACUGACCCAAGGAACAAGUCCGUAAGUUAAGUAAGAAUAGCUUGACGACUGGUCAAUAAAUAUUUUAAAGUAUACAUCGCGGCAUGAAGUGGCGUAGUUUGGCAAUCACAUUCAGGCCAACAGUUUUACUAAUUUUAUUGGCAAUAGUAUCGAUAUGGAAUUUCUGGGAAAGACGUUUAUCAAGUAAAAUGCCAAGAUAUUUAAUAUAAUCUUUUGAUUCAAGGCUUACAUUUCCAUUUUUCUGACCAUCAAAUAUCUAUAAUUUGGAGGACUGAUACGUCGCUCUCUUCUGGUGGGGGUGGAAUAAAACAAAGUUCGAUUAAUUUUUGUAUGUUUAGAGUUAAUUUGAUGAAAGUGGAUAAAUUAUAUAGAUAUAUAGUGAAUUUAUCGUGGUAAAGUGGAUAUAACUGAUAGAAAACCUAUAUUAGAUAUGUCGGCGGUGAGUGGUGCUACGGAAUAGAACAAAUAAGCGGCAGUCAGUAAGGUGUUUUGUUUUUGCCUUCUGCAUCUCUCGUCAAUUUUUCUCGCUUAAGUGUUCUUUGGUGUGAGUGCCUUUUAGGCUUAUAGUCUCUUUUUGAAUUGAAAUUCAAAGCUGGAUAACUUCCCUCGAAAUUACUCUAAUUAAGACGUCCAUUUUUAAGAAGCCCAGUGCGGGAAUUAAGAGGUUCUACCCACUUAAUCUUGAGUGGAAUAUAAGUCCUUGAAUACAUAUUUUGCAAAACUUGAUUUUUCCCGUGCCUUCUAUGUAAUUCGCUGGUUCAAAAAUUACGGAGAAUAUGGAGAAAGCAAAAAAAUUCAAAAUGAUGGCUAACGUACAUGUGCAUGUAGCAUGCAGUAAUUGUAAGUCGUUAUAGGGAGCCUUUUUUUGCUGCGUUGAAUUUCUAUACUUUGAUAUACAUGUAGUUAUCCACCAAGCAAGCGUGAACAGUCUAUCCCGAGAGGGCAAUUCUUCUGGUAUUUACUUAUUAGAAACGGAAAAUAAAAAUUCAAACUGCGGUAUGACUUCAUUUAUCAGUGCUACUAAUGUUGUAGAUUGGCCCUGGGCUUGACUAGGGAAAAUUCUAUUUUUUGCCUUCAGGCCCCAUAAAGUUCUUUUUAGAUUUAGUUCAGGACAUUGAUUUCCCGAUGCAAAAAAAGUUGCUACAGUAGUUAGGCCCCUGCUUCUUUUUAGUUUAGCCAGUCCGACAGUCUUUGGUGAGAAAUGUGGUUUAUGAUCAUUGCUGGGUAUGAAUCAGAUUGUAGUAACUUCUUAGUGAUCAAGCAGCGGUGCAGUCCCUCUGAUAUAUAUCCAUUUGUUGUGAGAUUACAUAACUGAAUGGUGUAUCUUUUACUGAAGCUUAGAAAUCCGAACGCUGACCUCACUGACAUUGCUAAGCAACUUGAGGAUAUCACUUCGGUGGACAAGCUUGCGCAUGGGCCGUUACUGACUGGUGACCUUAGACGAGCAGUUGACGUCAUCACAGUAGUUUCACAGAGGGACUUUGAUGGUCAUCCAAAGACUGUGAAAAAUGAAAAAAUUCAAAGAAUUACCCAGGUAUGUUUUUGCAUUCUGUAUUGUUAUAUUUUUCCUUUUUUAAGCGAGUAGCGGGCAAGACGUUCCUAACGGUAUCUUUUUACAGAAUUUACUGAGGAGACUUACAGAUCGAGAAUUCCGUUAUUUAUUGAUUCAUUAUAUCUUUUGCCAUACAUUAGUCUGUUAUGUACACUAACCCUGGCAAGUAGAAUAAUAUGCAAGCCUAGCAGUUGCAUAAUUCAAUUUUUUUUUACCCUCGCUUCCUCCAGGGAAUAAAAGCCCAUUGGAAUACAGUUUUAGGGCGGGCGCAUUAGCAGAAAGUUCUAAUGUGCUAAUAAAUUCCAAUUUUCUAGGCGGUUGUUAAAUGUACUAGCAACAUCCUUGAUGAUAGAACCCUUGAAACCUGGAAAUUUAUGCCAAAGGUAAAUGACAACAUUUUUACAACUUCGUCGCUGAGAUUUGAGAAGCAAAAGUUAGUUUUAUCAUCUUUAAGUUUUAACUUAGUUUGGUGGCAUAUUUUCCUUUUCCCUCAUAAACUUCAAAAGAGCAGUUCAGCAAAGCUGAAAUGCCGUCCGUUUUUUUACGAGUUUACUUGUUGUGUAGAAGGGCUAGCUCUAAAAAUAUCACAAUUUCACAAUCUCUUUUAUUACUGUUUGGCUAUCUCGUUCCCAGUUGCUCGACUCGGAAAUAGCUCGGGGGACGACGGGAGAUCCUACGUAUCGUCCCCUAAUGGCACUUUUCGCCCCUCCCCCACCCUGUAGUACCCCAGUACCUCACUCAACCUCAGAAAUCUUUUAAGGAGGCAGCUAUCAUGUCAUAAAAAAUUGCCCAGACAAAAAUAUAAGUUGACUGCUUCGUUUACGAAAUAUUAUUCAUCAAAUAACUGAGGCCUAACCUUAACACUCAGCGUGACUCAAUCAGUGCUAAACCCUUUGUUUAACUUGUAACAUAUUUUUUUUGUGUUACUUUUUUUAAAUGAACUUUUGUUUUUCUUGUAUUUAUAGAAAAAUCAUACUGUAUUUUUUACUUGAUAAUGACGUCCGAGAACUUCGAAACGUUGUACUUUUUCAAACUUACAAAUGUUUUUAAGGAAAGUUUUUUACGCAAUUUUUUAUCGCUGAAUGUUUUAAAAAGUCGCUUUUUUUUAGAGCGAUCAAGUCAGGUCAGUUAUCUCGCAGGUUAUUACUCUGUAAGGGAAAAUAAAAUUUAAGGAAAUAACAGAUAACAGUUAAAUAAAAGCUAACUAGAUAGCAGUUCCUGGAGGCGAAGCAACGACAGACCUGCAUCUUACUAGGGAAGCUGUUUUAUGACCAUCGAAAAAUUUGGUGGAAAAAACUUGCAAUAAACUUUUUUUUAAAGGAUUUCACAGCUGCGGAGGCUAGCAAAAUUUUGAAAGGAGUGGAUGCCGUUGCCUUGAGUAUGGCCAAAGCAGCGAACUCAAGUGGUACUUUUUUCACCGAAGCACCAAAUGUUGGUAAGUCAUCCACUUAGGUUGUUAAUUCAACUGCGAGGAUCAUUUCUACUUUCAUAAGGCCUGUUCUCUUUACUGCUCAGCCUCACUCCUGAAAGGUUAUGCAAUCAAAAUCACGAUCAAAGUGUAAUUCAAUCUGAUCCGUCCUAAAUUACCCCAUCUCUAGUUUGUAUAACUGACUUGUUCAAUUGGGCACAAAUUAUCUACAUGAGUUAACAUCAUAUCCAAAAUACUAUUACUUAAAAUAAAUUUUCAAUUUCGCCAUUAUAAACUGAUUUAAUAAAAUCAUUGAUAUGUUAUUCUUUUUGUCUCUUUCUCCUUUCAAGUAUUAAGUGCAAAAUUAAUAACUCAAGCCGAUCCACCUGACCAGCAGAUGUCUCCAAAGUUUAAAGAAAUGGGUUCAACAAGCAGUGUAAUGAUACCAGGCUCCGUGAUCAAGCUACAACAUAAUGACCACAAGCGAAGUAAGAGAUCGUAAACAAAUGUUAAACAUGCAAGUGGAUUUUUCUAGGGCAUACACUCGAAUGGGAUCACCGGAAUAUGAGAAAAUUUAAUAAUGAAAAUGGUGUUUUCUUAAAAUUGUAUUGUCCAAAUUUAUCUGGUAAUGAAGUUGCAUUAUUCACUUAUAAUUAAGAACUGUUAAAGGGGCAAAGUCCAACAUUAUCAAACUGCGUGCAUGACGGUAAUUUUAAAAAUUUUUCCUUCCGUUACAUUAUGGUGAGAUAAUGCGAAUUCUCUCACGACUUUUCGACUUUUACGUCCAAAUUGCGUACAUUGUACAUCUCAUUGUACAUCGAUUGUUAUUCAGUCUGGCUGUUCACAAUAAUAACAAAGGUCCUUGACUUUAUUGAAGCAUCCAUAAGGCAAUGAGCUGGUUGACGGCAGUUACAUGCUUUAGAUGUUUCGUUUUCCAUGGGGUAGAUUUGUUGUGACCAUCAAAUUUUUGCUUUAGUUGGCAUGCAACUGAUAUAUAUCUUAAUAUCUUAAUACAAAAUUGUAUAUGCUUGUAUUUAAAUGUUUCCCAUUUUUAUUAGGUGAAACUCAUUUCAUUACAUUUGUUGCCUACCGUAACCUUAAAGACUUGAUGCAACCAGGCGACGACCAAAAGUAAGUCAGUAGUUUGGCGUCAAGGGGUUGUUUUAUUAUGAUUUUCUAGAUAACUAGCAUCAUUGAGUUCCAUUUGGCACAGCCGUGAAGAGAUAAAUAUAUAUAUAUAUAUAUAUAUAGUUAAAAAGAUAGGUCGGAUCACCCACCCACCCAUACGUUUUUGCGUGCGUCCAUGGGUGCGCCAUUUCGGGGCCGAUCGUGUGAAUAUUGAGUAGAGAGAGUGAAUCAUUUCAGAAAAAAAAAAAAUCAGGCAAACAGACUUGGUCAAAAAUUUGACCUUCCGGGUAAGGUCUGUAGAUAUUUCUCGCCUAUGGCUGCCCUCAUACUGGAAAAGUUAAACUUGUCAAAAACUGAAAAGAAAAGAAAAGAAAACACAACAACGUCAGUAAUGUACUGAUUUUUUUCCAAAAAUGUAAUGAUAAGAAACGCAGGUUUAGAUUGCUUUUACAAAGUUUCUCUAAAUCUUGGAAAAUCCAGGCGUUUCGAGGGUGCUCCCUCUUCAUCAGUGGUUUAAUGGAUGGGUUAAGGUGGCUGACACAGUUUUGGUUUCCAUGGCAACAUGAACGAUUGAAUACGACCUUAAAAUUCCACUUUUUCCCAGUUUACCUAGAAUUCGCCCCUUAGAUUUUUCCAUUAACUUGCACAUAGCUUACUAUAGUUAAUCAUUACCAUCUGAAACUUAUUAGACCAAACUUUUUAACAGACGGGAUUUUAGGCAAUCAAUUAUAUAAUUGUACUGUAGUUAUUGAAUGUGUCGCAAAAAUCGUCUGUUCAACUUCCAUUUUAAGGUUCCCUUUAUUUAAAAUACGAUAAAAGUAAAAAUUCUGCCAAAUAUCACAAAAUGUUAAUGAGUAGAUUUUGAAAAAUCGUCUUCUGUGUACCAUUGCUAUUUGCGCCACCGUGUUCGUUUGUCCAAUUUAAAACACAGCUGUCACACGAGUUAUCGCUGACCGCCGCAAAACUGUGUUCAGCCACCUUACAGCAACUGAAAAAGGACGCGCAAUGUAACGUUUAAACAAAAAUCAAAACAAAGAUAAACGUUACAUGCGCGCCCUGACUUUGAGAAGAUCAAAUAAAACUGAAGUCUACCGUCAGUCGGCAUGGUUAUAGCGUCAGGUUUAGGUUUAGCGGCAGAGGUAUUCAUCAGAACACCAACGGCUUAUUACUACCAAAUUCACUCAAUGGCGCUAGAAAUAAACUGAGUGGCGGCUCAAGUUUCAUUUAGUUCCAUUUAGUUCAAACCUUUCACAGUUUUACCAACAGAACUGGAGUAUCCUAACCCUAACUAAACACCACCUGUACAAAGCUAAAGAGAUAUUCCCAGAUUGCAGCGUUUUCAAACAAUUUAUUGAUCACAGUGCAAUUAAUCUCGGCUCUUAGCAGACAAUUUUUUCCUUUAAAAGGGCUUGAAAUGACGGCCUACCAACGGACAAUGUCCUGUCAAAAAUAGGUUUAGUCCGGUCAAGUCCUUAGAUUGCCGGACAUGUUGUCCGCUCUUUUACGCUUCUAUUGUAUUAACGUUCGUAAAGGAAAAAAAGUGGGGAGAGAGAGAGAGAGAGAAAAAGGCGAUCAGAUCAACAACUUUUAUAACGUAAACCGUUCAUAACACAGGGCUUCUGAUAGGUCGGGAAAAAAAGUCAAAUUUCGUGGGAUUUUCAGCGACAAAUUAGCGGAAAAAUUCCGGACAAAUUUUGCUAGAAAGCGAUCGGUUUUGCGCUGAUUUCACGAACGUUUUUAAUGAAACAAAACUGCUAUUUGUGGGGGGAGGGGGGAAUGAUGAGAGUUAGCAUGUGCAACAAGAAGAAACAUCGACUACUUAUCAGAAACAUCGACAACUUAUCGCUUGGUUUGCGAUCUCGUUUGGACUUGGUAUUGUCUUGCACAAGGUUUUUUGUUUAUCAUUUUUUCUUUUAACAACAAUGAGCUCAGAAAUGCGCCAAUGGCAAAGCUUUUUAUAUCAUGCACUGGCCAGAGCCCAGUUUUUCGCAAUAAUAAUCUAAGAACACAGGCCGGUAGUUUUGGGACGUUUUCUCGUUGCAGUGACAAAGUUUCAAGAUAAAUUUGAAAAAUUUAUGGCAAAAACAGCCCCAUUAGCCGAGAUAAGUCUCAAAUAUGUUGAACCGCCAUUGAUUUGAUAAGAUUUCUACCGAAUUUCGCGGCUCUGCGACCACGCGAAAUUUCAGAAGCACUGCGCGGCGGGGCGGUAACAGUGGUUUUUCAUUUUCUGGGAGUUGCGAGUUAAAAACUUAUUGCUUUGUCCUCUUUAAAGUCGUCACCGCAAAUUCAGGAGAGCGUGUGUAGUGUUGUAAAGUACUUUUAUAAUAGUCCGCAUGUAUUUUACUGUAAAGUGCACGUCAGAUAAUCCUAGAUGAAAGACAUUUGUCCGGCAAAAAACGGAUUGUGUCCGAGCAAAAAUAGGUUUGACCGGACAACUUGGCCGGCACCAGCCGGGAAAUUAUUUCAAGCCCUGUUCAAGGCAUUUAGAAAAGGAUAAUUAAACAACUAAGGAGGUGGACACAGGGUGUUUUUCAGAUUUUCCUUAACUUCAUCCCUUAGCCCGAUUUGCCCCUAUCAUAAGCUUCUUGUUGAAAAAUAUUCUCGCUUUAAUUGACUUCUUACUGUAACUUGUUGAACAAUGCCAUUCAGAAAUCUACACAAGUCAACUCUGUUUUGUUUUGUGUCCUUGGUGGCCAUGGCUGGUUGCUUUGUUUAGAUCUUCAGCGGAGCUAACUACAGACAAAAGUGACGUUGGAAGAAUAAAUUCGGAUGUAGUAUCACUUUCAGUACAUCCGUUAAGCAUUAACAGUUUUGACGAGCCCGUUACGUUGAUUAUUAAGAACACCAAGGUAAGUUAGGCCUUUCUGGCAGCUUAUCCUAAACGAAAUUUUAACUGGUCGUUUGUUUGGUAACUUCUGUUAGCAUUUUUUUGGUUAAAUUCGCUAAGUGGUAGUCAAGGCUCACGGAAAUUGAUUCCAGAAAUACAUGGUCUAGCCAUCGUUGAACAUUAGGGUGCCACAAGCGGGGUGCUGAUAUUGAUCAGUAUUUCCCGUUAGAUUAAUAAUAGAAAUGUUCACGAAUAAUUCAUGCUGAAGAUACAGUAGGUGGAAUUUGGUUCCAGUUUUCUCCGAAGAGAAAUAAAAAUAACGAAGACCAAUUAUUAAGUCGUUUACAGUUACUUGCUUCUAUUAAACGGAAACGCCGGUUGUAACAAAAAUCUGGUGCUUUACUAACAUUCAACUGGUCGGAAAUAUUUAAAGUAUUUGGCACUUAAAAAAGAAAGCGUGUGUAGUUUAAUGAGUCUGUUUGUCAGUGUUUGUAAGGUGUAAGCAUAAAAAGCUGAUGCCAUGUUUAUAGAGGUUAGGUUGUUCAUAGAACUUUGAUUCUGUAUUAAAGUAUGUCGUUUCAGGGCCCAUGUCAGUUCUGUAUGCGCAGUUACCACAAUCAUUGUUCCUAACAAUUUCAACAUGACAUUUUCUUCCUCAGACCAACGGCGUAGAUGAAACAAGCUGUGUUUUCUGGAACAUGUCUAGGUAGGCUGCAAAAAAUAGGAUUUGUUAUCUGUGUGUCUUGUUGGGACGACCUGGUCACGGUUGAGACGCGAUCCGGGCGAUUGUAUCGAAACCAGGCCACUUCCAUUCAGGCAACUGCAUUGGUCCCAGUCGUCAGGAUAGUGCUUAAGCUAUCAACUCAUACGUUCGGAGCCAUUAUAUGGAAACCAGGUUUACAGUUUAAUUUGGAAAGCAAUUAAGAUUUAUAACAUUACAGUUAAAGCCCGCUUUGUUACGGGCAGCCCAGACGUAGUGUGUGUCAACAACAUGGACAAAAUCGGAUCGAUCGGAGCUAGACUGAGAGUAGAUAGUAUUGAAUGAAUGAAUGUGUUUAUUAGUUUUCCACUAAAUGGGUUUUAAAAACUAAUUACAAUCAAUACUAAAUACAUUAAAAUUAAAAAUCUAAAAUUCUAAUAGAUGUCAAAAUAUAUCAGAUUACUAAUUAAAAACUACUGAGAAAUUCCUUUAAAUGUCUCUUGAAGAUUGGCAAAUUAUCACAUCCUCUUAUUUCACAUGGAAGAGAAUUCCAGAAACUCGUUGCACGGUAUAAAAAUAUGCGUUGCCCAGAAGCUGACUUAUAAGCUGGGAUAUUCAAGUUAUUCUUAUAUCUAGUAUUACGGUCAUGAACGCAAUCACGUGUCUUAAAUCUAUGACAAAGGUAGCUAGGGGCUAACUUCUUAACACAUUUAAAUGCUAAAACUCCAAGUGUAUAUUUAAGAAAACUGGUCACGGGGAGCCACCUUAGCUCUCUUAAUGCCGGUGUUAUAUGAUCCGUGUUAUAUGAUCCGCUUUCCAGUGAUAAUUCUACAAGCAAAAUUCUGAACUUUCUGCAGCUUCGAGAUAUUUUUCUUUGAAGUAUUAGACCACACCGGAGAACAGUAGUAUAACUUGCUAAACACUAAGGCAUUUAUAACCCGUUCUAAUGUCCUAGCAUCAAACAGAUGCUUUACCCUAUUAAUCUGACAUAGGCUACCUAUGCACGAGGACACUGUUUGGGUGGCAUGUUCAUCAUAGCUUAGAGUGCUGUCCACCUGCAGGCCAAGGUCCCGAGCUGAAGGAGAUGGAGUGACCUUCUUUCCAAGGAGAGUGACAUGAAAAUCAGCGGGCAGCCUCUGAAGCAUCUGACGUGUGCCCAACACCAGCAGCUUGGUUUUCUCUGGGUUUAUGAGAAGGCUGUUGUAGCAGCACCAGCUUGCGAUUUUUUCUAAGUCCUUAUUGAUCUGUUGAAUCGUAUUACUAGCCUCAGCAGCUGGGAACGAAAGUUAUAGCUUUGAAUCAUCGAAAUAUGAUUCUAGAGAACACACGUCCGGUAUAGAAGGAAUGUUAAUGAGGUAGACAGUAAACAAGGCGGGCCCCAAGAUUGAACCCUGUGGGACUCCAUGUGAGAUACCCUGCAAGCUUGAGGUCUCAGCUUCGAUCCUGACACAUUGCAGCCGUUCAGAAAGGUAGCUCUUGAACCAAUCCAGAGACGCACGGGAAACACCUAGCGCCUGUAGUUUUGCAAGGAGAGUUACAUGAUCUAUGCUGUCGAAUGCUUUCGACAAGUCGAGAAGUACCACAAGUGUGACUUUCUUUGCAUCCAUAACCUCCAGUGCUUUGUCUGUGAUCAUGACGUUAAGGGUUUCACACGAAUGAAGCUUCUUGUUACCCCUUUGGUGUUCGCUGAGGCGCUUUUUGGUGGUCAUAUAUGUCAUUAAUUGAUUCAGAGCAACACGCUCACAAAUCUUUGACGCAGCAGGAAGCAACGAGACUGGUCGAUUGUUGUUUGGUAUCUCAUGAUCUCCAUCUUUUAGAAGUGGAAUGACUUCAGAUAUUUUCCACGCUGCAGGAAAAACUGACGACAACAAGGAUCGAUUCACAAUGUCCGUCAGCACAGGCAGAAUGCAAGGGAGCGCAUCUUUAAUCACAGACAUGGUGACUUUAUCGAACCCCGGGGCUUUGUUAGAUGAAAAUGACAUUACGGCUCUACGAAUCUCGUGACUUGAAACAGCGCGAAAAUUAAACUUCUCCUCAUCGGGAAUAUAUUGUCCACUAGUGAAAUCGUUUGGCGGAGACAGUUCGUGAGUAGCAAUCAAGGCUUUAGAUGCCUCUGAUGCUUAAGCGCCAACAGAUACAACAAACUCGUUAAACUCCUCUGCGACCGCCUUAACUUCCUUCGUGUACACUUGCUGCGUAGCCUCCUUUCUCGGCAGACAAUUCCCUAUCAAUUUCCACUGAGAACUAGUAUUCUGAUCAAAGAGGAAUUUAAAGAUACGUAAUAUUUCAAAUAAAUAUAUCUUUACCAUUAUCUCUUUGUGUAUGGACUUGUCCUGGUUUAUUUUCCCCCUAGAAAUUAUUGAAUCUGUCACUGUUACUAGCCGCCGCCCAUGUAAAAACCCUAUUAUCGAAAUAAAAUAGCCUAGAAGUCAAAAUAUAACAAAACAAAGCACCUUUAACUGGACGUCUCCUUGAAGGUCCUGGCCAGCUAAAGUGGCAUUUUGUCCAGUUUUGGUGGAUAGUACCUUCGAGUGCAAACUCGACAACAUGCCACUUAACAUGCACUUAAACCAGUCAGGACAGACAAGGAGACGUUCAGUUAAAAAAGGUAUGUUAGCUUUGUUUUGUUAUAUUUCGACUGCUAGGCUAGUGUUUUAGUUCGAUAAAAGGGGAUUUGAAUGUGGCGGCUCGUAAGAGUGUCAGAUUCGAUAAGACCAUUUCUAGGGGAAAAUAAACCAGGACAAGUCAAUACACAAAGAGAUAACGGUAAAGAUAUAUUUAUCUGAAAUAUUACAUAAUUUUAAAUUCCUCUUCAGUCGAAUAUCGUCGACUCUCAGUCUAGCUCCGAUCGACCCCAUUUUGUUCAUGUUGUUGACACACACUACGCCUGGGCUGCCUGUGGCUUUAUGGACACCCGCUGACAGACAGACAGACAGACAGACAGUUAUAACAGACAGUUUGCUUUAAAAGCCGAUAAAUUCUCUCUAAAUGCAACCCGCUUAAUACGGACAUCCCGUCAAUACGGACACUUUCUAUAUAUGGCCCCCUGAGUUUUGGUAUUUACGAAGUUUGACUGUACCUUUUUUCUGUCCGCAUACAGUGCACAUGGCUUCUGGUCAGACACUGGAUGCCGCGUGGCUAAUAAGAAUUCCAGUCAUACAACAUGUCAUUGUUAUCAUCUGACGAGCUUUGCUGUCCUGAUGCGCGUAAAGCAUCCAGAAAACACUGAAGGCCAUGGUAAGUUUUGUUUAUAUGUAAGUCAAGGUAGCCUUGUAUUCGACAAUAUCUAAAUAAGUUCCAAUAAGCGACUCGAAAACCUUGUUUACUAGUGAAAAAGUUUUAAAUGAAGAUGUGAUCGUCGCAGUGGUAAUUGCUAUUUAAACAAUUGCUCUAGCUAUUAUUUUUUUUCUAUUGUGUUGCAGUUCAUGGAAAGUUUUUCGUGAGUUUUACAGGUUCUGACACUGAGGAUGAGCCAAAUUUUCUUGCUAAGAAUACCAGAAUCUGAAAUGUGCAGUGCUUUUCCGCAGUUCAUGGAAAGUCGUGACUACGGCAUUUUCUCACGAGUUGUUGAGACACCCGGGGGGAGGGGCGGGGAUACUUGGGUUAAUUUUUGCUGGGUAUGUACCGCUGGCCUCUCAGAGCCCCUACCCCAUUAUAGUCUAUUCUGUGGCCAAUAUAGACCCCAUCUUAGUCACUUUUGGUCAAAACCGUAAUUUUCUCGAUCCCAACUUCGUCAGUUUCUAAUAUGUAUCUGCCUUAUGUUGAAUAAAGAACACUUUACUUUCCACCUACAGUACAAACAUUCUGGUACGUUUCUAACCGUAAAUAUGAAGAACUGUCUUACCCCAAAAAUCAGAAAAUGUGCGACCCCAUUCUAGUAACUCUAAAUUGAAAAUGCGACCCCAUUAUAGUCCAUCCAGUCAUGAAAAUGCGACCCCAUCCAGCGGCACAUCCCCAUUAGCCUCUCAUAAGGAAGUACCCGUUGAGACAUCACUAGUCAAAAGGGUGAGAGCAGCGAACGAGUGAGAAUACUAGUGCAAAACAAAAUAGUGCGUAAAUACCGUAUAAAACACAUUGCAUGCUGUAACAUAUAGAUUUAGCCGGGGCUAAAAGCAAAGCUCUGGUUAAUAAUACGUGUAAACCAAAAAAAAAUUAAAUAGUCUAAAGCUAGACGGGGACGACAAUGAAAAUGGCUUCAAGACUAAUAGAUCUAAUUAGCAAAAACAAAUUGCACGUGCAGCACACUUUUUCUUCUAAUUAGCAAAAAAGCACGAUUUUUUGUCUUUCCCUUGCCGUUUGUUUUGCACGACUACAACGCUGUUUUGUACGACUAAAACGUCAAACGUCCUAGUUACACAUUAGUUUUAUGGAGGAAUUUUCGUAUGUGCUUACCCAAUAUUUUGUUUCCUGUGUUCAUGUUCGCUUUUAUUUUUCACUGCCGCUCAUUUUCAUCUUGCUGGCCGCAAGCAUUUCUCAUUUUCUCACCGCCGCUUUCAAUUUCCAUGUUUUUCUUCCUACGAAAUUCGCCUUCUUUGUUUUCAAUAACUCGCUCUAGCCCUUUCUCUGUUAUCCACGUUAGUGUAAACAUAAAAAAUAACGCCGAAAAAGAUACGACUUUGUUGUUGUUUAUUCUUUCUAAAAGUCCGGGCGGCCUUGUGAUUACCUUCCAAAUAAAACCUUGAGUUGCAUUUGCGUUGCCAUACCUGUUGUUGAAGUUAUUUUACAUUGGUAUGCAUGUGGUGCGGACGGACGGUCGCUCGCUCGGUCGCUCGGUCGCCUGGUGUACGGUCACGUGAUUACCAAAUUUUCUCGGAUGGGUAGAUUACCACAUUUCCUUAGCUAUGGGGCUCCGCCCAAGCUCGGCGGCGGAGCUCCGCUAUUACUUAAUAUUUAUUGAAUUCGGCUUUCCUAUGAUAUGUGAAAUUUUGCAGAUCUAGGUGCGUGUUAUCAGCCGAGCGCGGAUGGCCUCGCUUCGUAGACUGCAUAAUUCUUCAUAUUGCACAAAAGCCGGUUUCAAUAAUUGUUUUCUCAUUCAAUCAAAAUAAUUCCAAUCUUUAAAUUUCCUGUUCCUGAAAAUUUUUAGGAUAUUGACGAAUUUAGCUCGCGUGGCAGGCGUUCGGAAGGGAAGGGGAAGGGAAUUAGGGCGCAAGACAGCGCGCCCAAAUCCCCCAUUCCCCUUCCCCUUUUAACGCCUGCCACGCAGGCUAUGAUGAAUUUUACUGUAGCACUUAUUCUUCAAUUGUCGUCUAUAGAUCGUGUAUUCUUUGUAAAUUUUUGAGGCAGCAAUUCGGCCACAUCUUCUUCGCAUAACGUGUGAAAUUACAGGCAACCCAGACGUAGUGCGUGUCAAUAACAUGGACAAAAUGGGAUGAGUCGUCGAAUCUCCUUCAUUCCUUUAUAACAUUCCUUUAUAACUGAACGUCUCCUUGUCUUUCCUUGCCGGGUAAAGUGGCAUUUUGUCAAGUUUUGCAAUAUUAGGUACUAUCCACAUAGGAGAAUUAAAUGCUGGCUACAAAAAAACGGACCGUCUCCACGCGACUCCACGCGAAGAGCUAUAAAUUUGAGAAUAAUCGACGAUUCCGCUCCAAAGUGCCAUCGGCUAAUCUGCAGGUUACAUGUGCUCCGGCCUCUCGCUCGCUGGCUCCACAAAACCCAUCGCAACUGCACGAUAAUCGCUCGCUCAUCAACAAACACUUGACCUUUACGCUCCGUCAUGAACCGCAAAUGGGCAGGAUUACUACGGCUGCGUGCAAGCGGACGCAACAACUCUGAACAUUGUUGCGCCAACAAUGUUGGGAGUUGUUGCUUGCGUGUUCGCAGUGGUGUGUAAACGGAUGCAAUAACUCCUGUAAACCAUGCAAAAUGAGCGUGCGUGGCCCUAACAGUGUUGGAAGAGCUGUGCAAAUGGAUCCAACAUUGUUUCGCUACGCUUCGGCGAUCACGGAACAAAAGAAAUGUUGGGAGUUGUUGGCUGAAAAGUUUGACCGGUUUCAAACUGUGCAACAACACGCAACAACAUCCAAGAACAUGCAACACGGUGUGCAAACGGACGCAAAAUGUCCAACAAUGUUGGGAGUUGUUGACCAACAUUGUUGCCCCGUGCCAAUGUUGGGAGUUGUUGCAUCCGCUUGCACACCACUGACGACACGCACGCAACAACUCCCAAAAUAGUUGGCGCAACAAUGUCGGGAGUUGUUGCGUCCGUUUGCUCGCAGCCUAAGGUGGUCCUUUGAAACAGCUGACGUCAUCUGACUUGAUUUGAAUGAGGCGCCAUCGAAAUAGCGCCACUAGUGUAGAUUCCUCGUCAGUUAUGCCGGUUAGGUGCCGAAACAGGGUCAGAAGUAAUAAUAACAACAAUAAUGAUGAUGAUGAUGAUGAUGAUGAUAAUAAAAAUAAUAGAAAAAUGUUCAAUUGAUGUUGCUCUGACCAAAUAUACCUGUCAAAAAUAGUUACCAGGGACACGUGAUACUAGUGAAGGAACGAAAAAUUGACAAAAAAUGUCUUUAUAUUAAAUUCUGGAAAAUUCACAGUGUUGUGAGUAAUGCUCAAAGAAUUUUACACUAUUAAUACUCACUACGACUGGAAAGGUGAAUGAGAAUAUGCAAUUUUCAAAAGACUCGGAUGUCAGAAGGAGGUUUCAGUUCAGCGAAAGCACAAAAAAUAGACGAAGGUAGCUAGACCGAAAUUUUAGCUGGAAAAAGAAUAAACAAGCUUUGGAAAGCUAGCAAACAUGAUUUCUGAUGGGACUAAUAACGUAUUCAAAAUGACAGGUGGCAAAUUAUUUUUCCAUUUACACGAACGACCCAAGUAUGACCCAAGAAGGUCACUGGGGACUAACAAGAGACAAAUUCACUCAGUGGACUGCCGAGUGGGGCUUGGGAUCAGCCGACCUCUCUCCCAUAUCCCCUCUUACCAGUAUCGUUUAUAUUGUACUCUACUUUAAAAAAAACUGAAAAAAAACAUAUUUAGGUUUUUCUGCCUUCUUUCCCCCCAGAAGCAACACUCCUUUGCGUUGAGUCUCAUCUCGUACAUCGGCAUCAGCAUUUCCAUCGUGGCACUGAGUUUAUCCUUUUUAACCUUCACCUUUUUGAGGUAAGUCAAUGAUAAAGAGACCAAGUCUAUUUCUUACCAUUCGAUCGAGUUCUAUCAUUCAGCGCUAAAAGGUUCCCCUUUCCAAUUCACGAUAUCAUCCGAGGAACUCAUUCGAUUGCCCAGAUGAUGUUAUAUUUUGCAGGUUUAGGAAUACACAGCAGCGUUAUUUCGUUCACGCAAAUCUAGCACUAUCUUUGGUUUUGGCGGAAACUUUGUUUUUGUUUGGUGUUAGCAAGACAACACAUAAGGUAACUUCCUAUGUAGACUUCUCUUGCAGUCUUUGCUAUACUCUCUCGUGUAGUAGUCACUGCUGUCCUCUCGUUUAAGCAGUCAUAGGUGACAGAGCCGUUGUAUUGAUCGCAAGAUGAUAGAUAAUAAAUAAGUACUUAUUUCUUGACUUUUGAAAAUUGUCGGAAUUGCUUCUUGGAGCUUAUUGGAAUAACAUAUAUGAAUCGUAGAAAAGUUAAAGAAAAAAUUAUUCAUGUUUUUAUUCUCAUCUUCAAGAUUGAGGAAGAGUUUUAGAAUUCAAAGGGAUCUGGGUGCUGUCUGAGUGUCCUGUUGCUCUAUAUGGAGAGCCCCAAAGAUGGGAAAAAGUAACUUUGUGGCCUGUUCUGAAAAUUCGCACAACAGAUACGGAGAAAAAAUUUUGAAUAUUUUAAAUUUCUGUCAUCCUAUUCAGUUGAUUAAAUGGCCCCCAAAAAGAAAGAUAAAUAGAUAAACUUCCGAUCCUUGGCCCCAGGAGUUCACUUAGAAUAUACUUCUUGUUGCUGCAGAAGCCAUUUGUGUUCGACUGAUUGAACUUAGGACGAGAAUUCCCUUUAUGACGAUUGACUUAUUUCAGUCUGGAUAUUAUUCUUAAUCACAUUUCUUUUAAUAUUUUCAAAGAUUGUCUGUAAAGCUAUUGCCAUUACAAUGCACUAUCUAUUCCUGGUAUCAUUUGCUUGGAUGGCCCUUGAGGGAGUCGUCCUGUAUUUGAUGCUGGUCAAAAUCUUUCGGAGCAAGAGUCGACCUGCCAGGGACAAAGCUGUUUUCCUACUAUGCGGCUGGGGUGAGUGCCUUCAGAAUACUCGAUUGAUUGACUGUGGUUGAGUUCGAGUUUGACUGAGAUUUGGAGCGGUUUAAAAUUGACUCGAGAGUUAAUACAGUUUGUGUUUAAGAAACCUCACUUCGUUUCGCUGUGCGAAGAAUAAGGAUCUAGAGCCGGUAUCUCCCCCGCUACUGCAAGCGUUUCUUUGCUCUCGCCACAAAUUUCCUGUUUGUUGCGUCGAAUUACUUCCCUCACCCACCCCUUAUAUAGUGAACCCUGUCAAUACGGCCACCAAUGGACCAAAAACAUUUGGCAGUAAUAACGGGUGACCGUAUUAACGAGGUUUUUUUGCAAGUUAUUAUGUAGGGCCGUUUUGUCGGGCGGCUAAAAAAAGUGGCCGUAAUAACGAGGUGACCGUAUUACCGAGGUGGCCGUUAGAUGAGAUUUGACUGUACCGAAGAACUGAGAAUGUUAAAGAAGUCAAGAAGCUGAUUUCCUGUUGGAAAUACGGUGGAACCCCGUUAAUACGGUCACCAAUGGACCAAACAAAUUUGGCCGUAUUAACGGGUGACCGUAUUAAUAAGGGUUUUUUUGCAAGAAAGUGUAUUCAAUUCAAAGUAGACAGACUGCCCGGCGGCCAAAAAAGUGGCCGUAAUAACGAGGUGACUGUAUUACCGAGGUGGCCGUGUAAUACUUUUUUUUCCAAGAAACGCGUUUUUAAGAGCAGAUUUACUGCGCUUUUCACAAACAUGCGAAUUCUGAAGUUCAAAAGCCAACAGACGAUCGCGUUUUUUGCUGCCGUCAUUCAUCUUAACGGACCUCUUAGGAAACAAAACUUUACUUUAACGGGUUCAAAAGGUCAUGGUUUGUGAUUUGUGAUUGGUGGAUUUCGAUCCGUUUUGUGUGUUUCUGUGUUUCAAGGUUCGUUGCUAGUGAUCGUAAUUAUGAUUGACGGCAGCGAAAGACACAGUUGUGAAGGAGUCUUUUGAACUUUAGAGUUCGCAUGUUUGUGAAAAGCGCAGUAAGGCAAUAACAUGGAAUUUAUGCCGAAAAAAUCACAAUAAUUUCUUUUUUAAUUUCGAGCUAAACAUUAAGUCUAUCGUUACUUUACAGGAAUACCUGCUGUUAUAGUGGCUGGCUCCACUAUUUUAUUUCACGAAGGAUAUGGCACGAGAGAGUUGUAAGCCGAUUUUUGUACUUUAGCACCGGUAUUAGUCUUUUUGACCCAUCCGCAUUAGGGGUGUGAGAAUUUUCUUAACUAGCAAUAAAGUACUUACAUGAUGACCGGCUGGCGACUUUGCCUAGAAGACGGGCUGGCGACUUUGCCUAGAACCAGGCCACGUUGAUCAUUCCGAGGUUGUCAGCUAUAUUGUCUCUAUUUAUUUUUCACCUUGAUUUGUUAGCUUUUUUACAUCGGUGGCAUAGUAUGAUCGUCUUUUAUUAUUUAUAGUUGAAGCUAUAGUUGCUGACACGUCGGAAAACUGAUUUUAUAAUGCUUAUUUUUUUGCAGUUGUUGGUUGUCGAUUAAGGGGUAUUUUAUCUGGGCGUUUGUAGGACCCGUACUUCUUGUUUGUCUGGUGAGUCUGCCUUUGUUCCCAUGGUUGGCUCAUAAAUUACUGGAACUUUGCGCGAUAAGACUUUGGUGCUUUCCUCUCUUACCAACUGGUCUCACCGGACUUUCAGUUGAUCCUAUUAGCUCGGUUCAAGGAGGGUAUAGCGACUAUACAGUCUCCAAGGGAUGGUCUGUGUUCGUCAUAAAGGCUUGAUCAUAUUGGCGAUUUUGUAGAAUAGAAAGUUAUUGGACUUAGUUUUUGUCAGAAAACAGUGGCCUAAAUAAUGUAGUGGUGGUAUGGUGGAAUGCCACUGUGCAAGAGUUAGGACAGAUCAAGAGAGGAUUCCUUGGAUAGAACUAUAAUCAUUUUUGUACUUUUUAAAAAACGUUAAAUAACGAUGAACACUCUUAUCAGGUACGUUAUAUUUUAAAUUAUGUUGUCUAACUUUUAGUAGAAAAUUGAGGUAUUUACUCGCAACUAAGCCUGCGAAUCAAUUCUGUUUGCAGUUUAAUUUCAUUUGUUUGGUAAAGACCUUUAUGGUCAUGUCAAGUCGAGGGAGAGUAAAGAAAACUGACACGAGUUUUGAAAAAAUAAGGUAAAGAAAUUUACAUAUGUAAUGUUACAUUAAGGACCCCAGUUAUUGUAGGUGAGAGUGUUAAUUUCAUGAAAACUAUGUUUACUAAAAAAACCGGUUUGUUGAAAAGUGGAAUCGGAAACGUUUUUUAAAACAUGUAAUUUCGUAUGAAACAGAAAUGUUGCGAUUUAAAGCUAAAAGAUGCGAUUUAGAACAGAUGUGAUUUAAAGCAAAAAAUAGUGCGAUUGGUGAAUAAAUCACACUGCUGAGAGCCAUUAUCAGAUUGUUGGGAUAACAAGUGAUUUCAAAAUGCCGUUUAUAUAGGGACACAGAACAUGGACUGAAAAGACAAAAAGAUUGACUAAAACGUCUCAUCAAGAGCCAUAAUGGGACCACAAUAGAGAGGUUAAGCACCACGUUUACGUCAAACGGCCACUGCGAAUCUUGUCGUUUACUGUUCAUUACAGUAAUGUAUCGAUCAAAUCGAAGCUUCAACAUGCCCCCCCCCGCGGGCAUUUGACUUUUUUGAAAAUUAUUGUUCAAAUUCCCCCCUACCCGGGCCAAAAUGCCGUUCAAAUGCCCCACACUAUGGUCCAUUCAGGUGAUCAAAUGCCCCCACCCCGGGGACGUUUCACAGGCACAAAACUGCCAGAGGGACGGCGGAAACGCCUUCAGUUGUCGAACAAAAUCUUUAUAAAUAUAACAAAAACUGAGAAACACUGUUAGCGUAUUUACUACGAACUAAAGUCUCGUACAAAGCGGCGGAAAUCGCUGCUACAAGGUCACUGAAUGCUCAAAGCGUUCUAUUAAAAAAGACCCCAUCUAUUGAGAUUACUACAUCAUGACCAUUUCACUGAUAUGCAUCAUAGCUCACCUUAUUAACUAACAUACUUGCAGUAGGUCAAAGUAGUUGACCUGAGCUUUUUAUUUUAUUUUAUUUUAUGUUGUUGUAUUGAAUCGCCGGUAUAGGUAUUGUAUUUCAUUGUAUAAAACACAGCAAUAAAAUACAUUCAUACAUUCAAAGCCUGAAUCCAGUAUUAAAAAUUUUAAAAUUUAAAUACUUCAAAUACAGCACAAAGCUUGUUUAAGCCCUUUCCUCGUAACCAAUUCGCCACAAAGGCACGAUCUUUUCCACGAAAAUCGUCUAACACCGCGUCCCCCAUGAUAGCUCGCCACGCCAAAGAUUUUACAUGAAAUCGAGGGUUCAGUUCAAAUUCCCCACCCCUAAAGCAUGGGGAUCAAAUUCCCCACCCCCUGGAAGACUCUGAUAAUCAAAUUCCCUCCUCCCCGGGACGGCAAAGGUGUCAAAUGCCCGGGGUAUACCCGGGGGGGGGGGGGCAUGUUGAAGCUUCGAUUUGACCGAUACAUAAUACACAUAUAUUAGUAGUUUCACGCAAUUUUUUUUAUCCUUAAGAAUUGUUUUGAGCUGUUUUUAUCUGCUCAUUUUCUGCUUUGAGAAAUUCUCAACUUGAAUCUGACGUUUGCCGUUUGCCGUAUACGUGAAGCUUUAAAAACUGUCUAAUGUCUCGCUUCUGCAGUGCUGUAUGCGUCGGUCAUGUUGUUUUUAUCAUUUCUCAGUCAGAAACCCAAGAAAUUGCUGGCUUGCAGAGGCGUUUACGACAUCUCAGUAAUAAAUCGAAUCAAGUGAUUAGGGACUUUUAGCAUUAAUGAUUAAAGGUGGGGUAAUCUGGGCAAAACUUUUUUAAGGAGAAAAGAUGAUUAGGCAAUUUGAUGAUGAAUCUAAUAUGAUGAUUUGUUUUGCAUGUGUAAUAGAUACUGGUCAAAAGGCUGUGCCUUACUUUCUUGUCUUCUUGGCUUAACAUGGAUUGUUGGUGUUUUUGUGGUAAAUGAAGACACCAUGUUCAUGGCGUAUCUCUUUAAUAUAUUCAACACUCUUCAGGUGAGAAAUUUAUAAAUUUGUGGAACGUUUUCUUUUUCUAGGGUAAAAUGGAAACUACCCAUCGUGAUAUAAUACUGGAAAUACAAAAAUAAAAAAAAAUAUGAGGGUGUGCUCUGCAGAGGAGUUCGUUAAUUUGAAGUUGGCUGGAAAAAAGCGAUUAAGCUCCAAGCAUAUUAUGAACAACUCUAAACUAAUUAAAUGUGCCCUACUCAUUGAAUGUAUGAAGUUUAACAGUGAGUUUUUAAAAUUUGUUUCACAGGGGUUAUUGAUAUUUUUAUUCCAUUGCAUUGGGGAUGAAAAGGUAAGAAACGAUAGGCGAAUACUUCGAUGCUUUGUUGUUUUGUUGAUCCGCGCCCUUAUGCAUGUACAAGCAACAAGGCAGGUUGUUUUCAGGUUUUUAAUCUAUUCGAGAAACAUGAAUAUUUUUUCUUGUGCUUUAACAGAGUUUACUUCUACCAAUAAAGCCAAUUGCCCACGUUCGAUAUAUUAAAAUUUUAACAUGACUCCGAGGCUUAGGGGAAAAAUAUGCAAAUUUUGACAAUUUCAUUGUCUCACAAUUCCCAGAAGAGACUUGAGCACAAAGAAAACCAAACCAAACGUAGAAAGAUGAUCAGAAAGCCUCAGAGUCAUGUUAACAUUUUAAUGCAUCGAACGUUUGUAGCGGAACGCUCUCGCGUGUGCGCAGCGGAGCACUGUGGGUAAGAAAAAAUGGUAACCUAUGGAUCCGAGGUAUUUUGGUUAUCACGUGACCUUCGUCCUUGCGUCCGUGCUUGCGUCCGUCCGUACGUACUUAUGUACAUACGUCCGUCUACCACCCACAAAUAAGCCGAUGUCAAAUGUCACGUUUACACUCGCACGGCUAACCGAACUUUUAGAGAGAGAAAAAAAAACAACAAAGCCGAUUUUUUUUGUCCACUAAAUUUUGAUGUCUACAUUGAGACGUAUAACAGAGAAAAAGCUACAGCGAGAGAUAAAAAGCAGAAGAAAGGAAUUUUUGAUGGAAGAACCACAUGACAUUUUUGUAGCUGCGGUAAGAAAUUGAGAAAUGCGAGCGGGAGUGAAAAAGAAAAAAAAAGGUCCGGGACACAAGCAACAAACUGUUUUGUGAUCAAAUACGGCAUUUCCUCCAUAACACGUGCAAUUAGGAAGUUUUACGUUUUAGACCCUGUUCACACUAUAAAUUCGUUUUCGUUGUCAUCGAAAACGCAUCCAUCAAUUUGCGUCCACACUACCGUUUUGAUUCGUUUGCGACCGUCCACACAAAAACGUUCGAAAACGGUAUACGUAGAAUCGCACGUUGUGACGUAAGUUGAACUCUUUGCGAUUUUUUCGGUCAUGGUUUUCAUUUUGAUGCGUUUUCGACCCAUUUUGUCCUCACUAAUACGAUAUGUAUGCGUUUAGGUUUUGAUCCACUUUCAAGAGCGCUUUUAAAUGUAUGCGUUUUCAAACGAGCAUUAGUGUGGACCGGGCCUUAUGCCUGUUUUCAUCGGACACGUGUGGACGGAAGCCCUAUUUGUGAGGAAAAAGUUGCGUUUUCAUAUGAAGACGGAUACAUGUGGACCGGGCCUUAGGCCCUGUAAACACGUAUCCGUUUUCAUUUGAAAACGCAACUUUUUCUUGACGAAUAGGGUUUCCGUCCACACGUGUCCGAUAAAAACGAUCAAUGAAAAUGGAACUUUUCGAAAACGCUCUCCAAAGUGGAACUUUUUGAAAACGCUGUUUUCGCGUGUACGUGUGGACAGACGAAAACGGAACUUUUCGAAAACGCUGAGGACACACUAUCAGUUCCAAUUCACUCCGUCCAUUAUUAGAAACUUAUUAAAGAUGGUGGACGGGCACUUCCCUUUCUUGUCUUUUAUACUUGGGCUUAUUUCUAACCUAAUUGCUUAGUUUUCAAGCAAAUUUAGUUUUUUUAAUUCCUCAAGCUGAUUAUUCCAGGAGGCGGCAAAACAUUAUCAGGUUACUUUCGCUACCAGUGUCAAGAGGCAGAAGGUUGGAUCUCCCUUUAGUUUGACAUUGUUUUUGCGCUGAUUUUGACAUUUUAAACUGUUUCUGCAACUAUGAAGAACGUCACAACAAAAAAAGCCCACACCAAAGAAUCUCAAAGGUGGCGCCAAUUUAUUAUUUCGCGGGCUCUUAAUAGCGAACACGUAUGCGUCAAGUAUGCGUAGUCGGGUAAGUUAUCGUUUUCAAAUCGAUUCAUCGUCUACGUGUGGACGGGCGAAAACGAUGCGAAAACGCUACGACGCGAAUUUUUUUGAAAACAGGGAAAAAAAGUUUCGUUUUCAAACGAAUACGGAUACGUGUGGACAGAGCCUUAGGGCCUGUUUACAUGGAGGUGGGGGACCCCAGGUAGGUGAGGUAACCCGCGUAGGUGGGGUAACCCGCCUGUCCAUACAAUCUCUCAUUUUAAUGUGAUCACGUUUACAUGUUAGGUGGGGUAACCCGCCACGUGUUACCUCACCUACCUGGGGUCCCCCACCUUCAUGUAAACAGGUCCUUAGUCGGUGCAAUACAGCGACAAAGAAAUGUACAAAAGAAGUGUGCUGCACGUGCAAAGUUCGUUUUUUUUGCUAUUGAGACUUAUUAAUUUUUUUGUCGUUGUUGUUGCCGUCGCGGUUCAGCAUUACACGAUUUUAUUUUUUGUUUACGUAGAAAGCUUCGCUUUUAGCCCCGGUAUAUAUUACGAAAACCUCGUCUUCUUUAUAGGUGCGUGCAGAGUACUUACGGUUUCUCCGCUGUCAAACACGAGCGAUGGCUUACGGUGUGGCUCGGCCAUGGUGGAGCAAGUCUGAUUCAAUAAGCCGCUCAAAGGCGUCGGAUAAAAUGCGAAGAAGUACAUUACAAUCAAAUGUGGAGUUACCAAAGGUAUUUUACUGGUUUUGCCUCAAAACUUCGUAGUAAGUAGCUUCGACGCGGACUGACUACGAUUGGAACCCCAUGCAUCCGCUGCAUGGAAACUGGUGAAGUGGUGAAUAAAAUAUGUAAUUUCUAUAUUUUUAUAAUUAGUAAAAGGCCUCCUCCUUUUAACAAAAUGAGGCUAAUUUUGACAGGAAUAGGAAUAAUGCAGCUGUGUUUCGAGAUAGAGAGAGCAGACUGGUUGAACUGGUUUAACUACUAAGUCUAUGACAGAUUUUAUUCCAAGUUCUUCGCAUUAUUUGCUCUAGGCAAGGUGAAUUUUGGGUGAGACUAAUCUGUUGAAUUGCAGACCGCGGAACCGGCGGAACCUACAGAACCUAAAGAAAUGACUGUUUUAUUACAAUUGCCUUUAGGUAAAGUGAUGAACUAAUUAGUUGCAAUUGAUUAUAACGUUGAUAGACUGUUCACAGUCCCCUUUUUUCCGUAAGAUCGUUGAAAUAGAGCGCUCACUUUAAUUUCAGUGGCAGCCAGUUUGUAAAUGGAUUCAAUUGUACCGAGAGAGCGGGCCUCCGGGUUCCCAAACCGUCUUCCGCCCUUUAAGUGUAGUAUAUACGUUUAUAGUGAGAAUGAAUUUGAGGAGGUCGCAAAGAUUCUUUGUGUAUGGUGGAUGUAGAGCGGUUACUAGAAGUGACUGCAUGCGCCAAUAAUACCUUCAUCGUUCUCUCGUCCUACUGUGUUUAAAUCUAUACCUCUCAUUUCCUUCCGACGACUACUAACAAGCCGGAAGUCUGCGAUUCGAGGACUUUCUGUUUCGGCACCAGAGCUCUCCAUCAGUGAUACUAAACCGAAAUCGACAACAGUUUUCAAUGGUCUCUACCGUUAUCGACAAAAGCUCUCGAACAAUCAGAGGGUGAGAAAUCGCUCAGUCAUUGUAAAAAUUAAUUGCCACUAAUUAUUUUAUCACGUUAGCCAAAGGCAGUUGUAAUAAAACAUUCAUGUGUCUUUAGGUUCCGUGGAUUCCACUGGUUCCGUAGGUUCCGCGGUUCCUCGGUUCCGCGGUCUGCAGUUCAGCAGAUUAGUCUUACCUGUGAAUUUUCCCUCCCUAUCGUUUUCAAAAGCCCCUUUUGCGGUAUAAUACAUUUAGCAAGCAAUAUAGGUACACGUCGACCUUUCAGAACUGUAUGACGACAGCUGCCUUACACCACCAGGAGUGAUGUAAUUUGAAGCUGUAUUUUUUUUUAAGGUCACCAUAGACAACUCCGUGAAAAGGAGGACUACUGUCAUGACAGGACCAGAAUAUACUGCUUUACGGCAAUCUAUAAAGAUGAGUCAGAUGUACGGGAUAACUGGUAAGACUAAACAUGUUAUGCUUGAUAUUUCUUUUACUUUCGUCGUCGGUUUGACCUGAUAAGAUCAACAACCAACUGAAGUUCGGAUUCUUCAAUGUUAUUAAUUUUAGAAAAACAUUCAAGUCGGAAGGAAGUGAAAAGAGUCAGUGCUUACUUGUAUUUAGGAGUAAUUUUUUUAAAAUCAAUUCUUAACUUCCAGAAGAUGACUGUGAGCGAAACAGCGAAGGAAGGCAGAUCGCUGAAAAUUUAACAGACACGCAUGCGCAGAACAGUGCUGACUGUGAUGAAGUUCAGAGUUUGAAGGUGAGAUACGAUGCUGCAUACCGUAUUUGUUCGAUUGAACAUCGCGGCGUUUAUCAAAUUGUUAGCGUUUCUGCUGCGUCGUUUAUUCGAGAGAUUCGUUUCUUUCAAAAUUACAAUUCUUAAAUCACUUAUAACAAUUAUGAAUGAUAAAUCUUUUCUAAACAUUAUGUAAAACGAAAGGAUGUUAUAGUUCCAUCAUAGUUAGUAGAGGAGACAAGUUAUGAAAGCCGGUAAAUAACAAACUUGAAAUUUAAAACAACGGUGCUGUAGUUUAUGUUGAAACUCCCUGGGCGUACACAAUCCUUUGAUUUUUGUUCACAAAUUGUGACUGAAUAAAUUAUUGCGAAGUUUUAUUGGUCACUAUGUUCAAAAUGAUAGGAAUGCUAUUGAACGUUGUUCACGGUCAAGAGGUCCAAAAAAGCUAACAAAAACAUAUAAAAAAGGAGUCUAACGGGUUUCAUAACCAUUGCACUUGAAUACUAUGGUUCCAUGCCUCGCUUUUUUGCAACCCUGGUAAUUCAUUGAGUCCAUUGUCGGUCCAGAACAAGGAUCUUGACGCUGCGUUGUAGACGUUACUGGCCAGGGUGAGAUCACCUCUGCGUCGCGAGCUUUAAUAACUACACCACUAAAUAACAUCUUGCUUACAGAAUUCUGAGGAAAUCGUCACCGACGCAGUACAUGAUCAUGUAACAGAUUUAUCGUGUUCCUGUGAAUGCACCUGUGAACAGACAUCACAACCCAAUCUCCCGGAUUUAAUAAAGCAUGACGCUGACAAAAAUGAAGAUGACGAAGAGACGCUUGCAGCCACUGCAGAGAACUCGUCAACAGAAUCAAGUUUGUAGAGAAAUCCGUGAGGGCACUGCGAGCGUAGAGUCACAUGCGGCAUUAAGCUCACUGAAUUUAAAAUCGAUUUGGUGCAUCGCCAUAAAGAGGAAAUACUUUUUUGAGGUGUAAUGAAUUACAGUAUUUAGUAACUAAAAGUAAUAAAUUCUGGUUUAUUCGGGAAUACAGGGAAAAG
This is a messenger RNA of Porites lobata, 38538 nucleotides long. Lineage: Eukaryota; Metazoa; Cnidaria; Anthozoa; Scleractinia; Poritidae. The record is from the annotation of a GenBank genome assembly.